Messenger RNA from Phalaenopsis equestris, 1421 nucleotides. RefSeq names its product THO complex subunit 4C-like. Gene Ontology annotation, molecular function: mRNA binding. The transcript has 7 exons. NCBI's taxonomy places the organism in Eukaryota, Viridiplantae, Streptophyta, Magnoliopsida, Asparagales, Orchidaceae. Gene Ontology annotation, cellular component: nucleus. Bases 339 to 1190 code for a protein of 283 amino acids. The record is from RefSeq and is a predicted model, not a curated record. Gene Ontology annotation, biological process: mRNA export from nucleus.
AGCAGGCCGAGACUUCCCGAUGGUCUCGCCGCCUCAUUUGUUAGAACCCGCCUGCCCCGCCUUGUUCCUUGCUUUCUGGCUCAAAACUUUUGCCCCCUUCUAAAACCCUAGCUGGAUUCAUCCCCUCUUUCUUGCAGAUCUCAUCCUUGUAGAAUGAAUAUAUGUGGAAGAAUUACCAGCGUUGAUCCCUACCUCUCUUUCUUCUCAUAAGGAUUUCGCCGCCUCAUUCCUUUUGGGAUCUCUUUAGUACAGUCUAUUAUUAUCCUCCCUUCCUCGCUCAGUGGCCUUGUUUUUGUACAUUUCCGGGCUUGGUGUGGAAACCUUCUACUCGAACAGAUAUGUCGUGGAAUGGUUUAAUUAUGAGAAGAAGCUACAAUGAAAGAGAUAGAGGCCAGUUUCGAGGCAGGGGCCGUGGUUGGGACCAAAGACCAGGCGGCACCUUUGUUGGCAGGGGAUUUAGGAUGCUCCGACAAGGGCCUCUCAAAAUUAAUCGUUCAUCUACAUUUAAGAUUGCAAAGUCUUUCAGCAGAACAAAGGAUCUAUUGUGGAGACAUGAUCUAUUUGAGGAUAGUAUGGCUGCUGCUGGGCUGGGAGGAGCUGCAGGCGGAACAAAGUUAUACAUAUCCAACUUGGAUCAUGGUGUAUCCACUGAAGAUGUGAAGGAAUUGUUUUCUGAGUUUGGUGAUCUAAAACAUUCCGCAACUCAUUAUGACAGAAAUGGACGCCCAAGUGGAUCUGCAGAGGUUGUCUAUGCAAGGAGAAGUGAUGCCAUAGCUGCUGUAAAACGGUAUAACAAUGUUCAACUUGAUGGUAAACCUAUGAAGAUUGAAAUUGUAGGCAACAAUUUGGGCCUUCCGAUUGCACCUAGGGUUAAUGUUGUUGGAGGUGCAAAUGGCAGAGGGAAAAGGACAGUUGUUAUGACCCCGGAAUUUGGUCAAGGUGUUGGCGCUAAGCAAUUAUCAGGGUGGAAUCGUGGAAGAGGCCGAGGCCGAGGCCGAUCUAAUGGCCAAGGUCAAAGCAGCAACACCAGCAUUGUUCGCGGAAGCAAUUUACGUGGCCGUGGCCUUGGCCGCAUCGGUGGACGGGGGCGGGGACGUGGACGUGGCAGCAAGCAGCCGGCUAGGAAGACUGCAGAAGAUUUGGACAAAGAACUAGAAACUUACCAUGCAGGAGCCAUGGAUACAUCAUAAAUACCUAGAUUAACUCAUCUUCUUAAUAUUGAAAAAUAAGAACGAACGCCUAGGAGCUAGCAUGGUUGUGGUGUGUUUUGUUAUAUCUAUAUCUUGGUAGCUGAACCCCAAAUAAUUUCUUUAAGAAAUUUGUGUUUGAUAGGUUUUUAUGAUAUAUGGCAGUAGAUGAUGAUGAAUUUGAUAGUUCUGCUGAAAUGCUGCGUCUAUUUAUAUUGCAGGUGUUGGGCACAA